UGGCCCAUCACAUAACAAGCAGUUUGUGCCUGUCUAAUCUUCUUCCCGCGCCUUUCACACACAGCUUCAAUCUCACCGCCGGCGAAACCUUUGCUUCUUCUCACAGUCAAUUCAGAUUCCUUUUUAUAGAUCUCGUCGCCGGAAUUCAACCUCAAUUAGAUUCGCUGAUCACUCAAUUUCGUCCUCUUCUUCAGGAGCUAAUUGAGUUGAGGUUGAAGUUGGGAAGAAGUGAAACAUUAUGAGUAGCAGCUCCAGGGAGGGAUCUCCUGAUUGGCUUCGCUCUUACGAGGCACCUAAAAUUACAUCAUUGUCGUCACUAUCAUCAUCAUCAUUGUCUAAAUCAUCUCCAGAUGAUAGUCCUUAUAGGAAAUCUGAAGUCGUUUCGUCUCUUCAUGUACCUGAUGACGGUGAUGACAUUUUGAUUCUUGAGAAAGAGUCUGUGGAGUCUUCGUCUAGGAAGAAAUCCAAAACGAAGGUUGUGACGAAGCAAGUAAGUAUUGAGCAGGUGUUUUCUAGAAAGAAGAAAGCAGAUGUGAGUCUCAACCUCGAAGGGAAGCAAAAUGGAAACCAAGUUGAAGGUGAAAAUCUCUCUAGCAAGCAUAAGGAUGCUCACCAGGGAGGAAAUGAUUCUGUGCUGCUUCUCUCAUCUGAUUCUGAACCAUCCUCCAGUGGUCCGAUAAAGCAGGAAGUGACGGUGCCAACUGAAAAUGAUGAGGAUUUUGUUCAUGAAGAUAAAGAGGGAGAACCUGUACUUAAGAAAGCUCCAAAGGAAAAAUCUCCAAAACCAAAGCCAAAAAGUAGUCGCAAGACAUCCAAGAUUGAAAAUAGUUCACAAGAAGAAAUUUUGAAAAGUGAAGAUAAAGAUACCGAUACAGAUGCCAUAAUUGCCGAGGAAGUAACAACGGAUAAGAAUAUCAAGCCCUCUGGCUCAAGUUCAAGAUUACCUUUGGUACUUUCUGAGAAGGUGAAUCGUACAAAGGUACUCGUUGAAUGUGAAGGUGACUCGAUAGAUUUGAGUGGAGACAUGGGGGCUGUUGGACGUGUGGUUGUUUCAGACACAACCGGGGACAUGUACAUGGACUUAAAAGGAACCAUAUAUAAAUCAACAAUCAUUCCAUCCAGAACAUUUUGUGUAGUUAACGUAGGUCAGACAGAGGCAAAGAUUGAAGCUAUUAUGAAUGACUUCAUACAGCUGACACCACAAUCUAAUGUGUACGAGGCAGAAACAAUGGUGGAAGGCACUCUGGAGGGAUUUUCAUUCGAAUCAGAUGAUGAAAAUAAUAAAAACACCAAGAAUACUUCAAAGCCAGCUGAUCAAAGUGGAGGCGCAGAGGAAGAAACCAACACAAAAGCCAAAACCAAAGCCAAAGCAAAAGGCGAAACUGUUUUAGGAAAAAAGAGAGGAAGGCCAUCUAAAGAGAAGCAGACACCAGCAAAAAAGGCUAAAACUUCUGCUCCUAAGAAGCCUAAAACCAAGAAAUGAGUUGUGAUUUUGAUUUCUGCCACUCUUUUUUAAAAAGUGACAUUUCAUUUGUUUAGUUGAUAUAACAUUAUAUACAUCAAAUAGAGUAGUUUUACAUGUAUGAGGUGAAGCCAAUUCAGACAAUUCAAGGCAAUCUAUUUGAAUAAUAAAGCUCAGAAUCUAUGAGUUAUGUAUCA
Molecule: messenger RNA, 1659 nt
Organism: Camelina sativa (false flax)
Lineage: Eukaryota; Viridiplantae; Streptophyta; Magnoliopsida; Brassicales; Brassicaceae
Product: DNA-binding protein BIN4-like
Biological process (GO): chromosome organization; DNA endoreduplication
Cellular component (GO): DNA topoisomerase type II (double strand cut, ATP-hydrolyzing) complex; nucleus
Molecular function (GO): double-stranded DNA binding
Source: RefSeq, a predicted model, not a curated record